AUGACGGCCGGUCGGAACCAGUACUAUGAGUUCUACCGCCAAAGCAGUAUUGGAAUACAGCUCACAGAUGCACUUGAUGAGCUAAUCCAGUCAGGCCACAUAAACCCAAUUUUGGCGAUGAAGGUGCUUGAGCAGUUCGAUAAGUCCAUCUCGGAAACACUGGCAAACAAUGUGAAAUCGAAGGGCAACGUAAAGGGGCACCUUCACAACUAUCGCCUGUGUGACGAGGUGUGGACUUUUAUCAUCAAGAAUGCCGCUUUCAAGCUCGACAAUGGCGAAAUGUUAUCAGUCGAUAAAGCCAAAAUUGUCGCUUGCAAGCUCGGUGAAAAUAACAGUCGCUAA
Malassezia globosa CBS 7966 is the source of this 342-nucleotide messenger RNA. RefSeq lists its product as uncharacterized. The record is from RefSeq and is a predicted model, not a curated record. Gene Ontology annotation, molecular function: TBP-class protein binding; RNA polymerase II general transcription initiation factor activity. Gene Ontology annotation, cellular component: transcription factor TFIIA complex. NCBI's taxonomy places the organism in Eukaryota, Fungi, Basidiomycota, Malasseziomycetes, Malasseziales, Malasseziaceae. The coding region runs from base 1 to 342 and encodes 113 amino acids. The transcript has 3 exons. Gene Ontology annotation, biological process: RNA polymerase II preinitiation complex assembly; transcription initiation at RNA polymerase II promoter.